CAUUCACGUUAAACAAGUGUAACCAGUGUGGUUCUCUACCGGACCAAAUAGAGGUGGUUCUGCAAGAAAAUGUUUUUUUAAAUAAUAUACCCACGAUAAGUUUCCGUUUUGGUGCGCUUAUACACAGUGUGUUUAGUAUCCAUAAUGAAGGUUUUGGGAUUAAUAGUGUUUUGUUUGUUCGUGUUGUUUGAUCGAGGGUUUUGUUAUGGAAUAAGACAGCAGUAUGACAGUCAUACACCGGAUGAAGAUGUGCGGAAAAUUAAGGAAAAUUUACCAAACCUACUCUUCCUAAAGCAACUUAUCACCAGCGAACUGAACAAAAAAUACAAUAAUUUUGAAUACGAUGACUUCCACUCGCAAAAUAAACUCCAACCGCACCACCAUCACCACAUUCCGUCAUACACCAGCAACGACAGACCCGAUUUCAAUGAAAAUUACGAAAUUUAUCCCCAAAACUUUGAAAAUAAGGGUCACAACCAUAAUAACCAUCCAUCAUUUCAAAAUGGAAAAUAUGACGUCAUAGGGCCCUUUCCUGUAGACUUUGGUCCUGGAUUCCAACAUAGCGAAGAAUACCACCGGAAAAUCGGCGAUAAGAAAUUCUUCCCUAAAACCGAGAAACCCCAAAACGAAUAUGCUGUCAUUGAAAUCUAUGAGCAACCGGAUUUGCCAAAUCCGAAUGUUAAAUACGUCGUAACUUCCACUCGAAAACCAAAACUAGACGAGUCGACCACCCAAAGAAGUAUUAGCAUUACCGCGUCUACCGAACUAAAUGUCCAAGAGCAUCAGUAUCCAUGUUUUGACACAAGAAGUAAGCAAACUGAAAGUUCCCCUAGCUUCCACAGCGCCGACUGCUUGGGAUUCCCCAGAGGAAGACCACGUCCUCCACCACCGCCCCCGCGACCCUCUACCACAGUUGCCCCAAUUAGUAUUGACCCUAGGGCCAGCACCGUUUCAUUUGUUACUUCAUCUCCGAAAAUUGAUAUUAGAUCUAAAAUGUCGGAUGUCGACAGUAUAGUUUUUCCUGAUGAUUAAACAAAGUAUGCCAAAAUUUCCUGUUAUCAACACGUGUAAAUAAAAACCUCAAAAAUU
Anthonomus grandis grandis is the source of this 1089-nucleotide messenger RNA. RefSeq lists its product as uncharacterized. The transcript is spliced from 4 exons. Lineage: Eukaryota; Metazoa; Arthropoda; Insecta; Coleoptera; Curculionidae. The coding region runs from base 145 to 1032 and encodes 295 amino acids. The record is from RefSeq and is a predicted model, not a curated record.